Momordica charantia (bitter melon) is the source of this 1692-nucleotide messenger RNA. Its product is annotated as NAD(P)-binding Rossmann-fold superfamily protein. Gene Ontology annotation, molecular function: ubiquitin-like modifier activating enzyme activity; tRNA threonylcarbamoyladenosine dehydratase activity. Lineage: Eukaryota; Viridiplantae; Streptophyta; Magnoliopsida; Cucurbitales; Cucurbitaceae. The record is from RefSeq and is a predicted model, not a curated record. Gene Ontology annotation, biological process: cyclic threonylcarbamoyladenosine biosynthetic process. Gene Ontology annotation, cellular component: plastid.
AAGAGCGGCGGGUUGAGGCCUGAGGGUUAAAGCCUCGUCGAGGCCACUCUCAGCGGGAAAGGCGAGAGCAAAUGGAGGGAAAAUUCAAGUCUCUUUCAAUGGUGGGAGCUGGAGCUCUCUUCGGUUCGGUUUCUACUUUCUUCAUCCUCAAGCUUCUUCACAGACGGAUCGCGAACGUAGCUGAAUCGAAGGCAAACAAGCUGCGUGGUAAUGGACAUAUGGUUGAGACUGCUAUAACUGGCGGUCCUAUAGUUGGGUGCACCGAUCAUGGGAUUUCUGACGUAGACCUUCUAAGUGAUGAAAUUGUUGCCGAACAACUAACAAGGAACAUUCAGUUCCUUGGCCUUAGCGCACAGAAGAAUGUGACUGCAUCUUAUGUUGUGGUCAUUGGUCUUGGUGGUGUUGGGAGCCACGCUGCUAUGAUGCUUCUACGAUCAGGGGUUGGCAGGCUUCUUCUUGUUGACUUUGAUCAGGUGUCACUUUCUUCUCUAAAUCGACAUGCCGUUGCGACAAGAGCAGAUGUAGGUGUCCCAAAAGCUCAGUGCCUGAAGGAGCACUUUCUGUCCAUCUUGCCAGAGUGCCAAGUAGAAGCAAAAGUGGUAUUAUAUGAUGCAACGUCUGAAGAAGAAGUUCUUUCUGGGAAACCUGAUUUCGUUUUGGACUGCAUUGACAAUAUUGAUACAAAGGUAGCACUUCUUGCUGCAUGUGUACGUAGAGGUUUGAAAGUAUUAUCAGCAACAGGAGCCGGAGCUCGAGCUGAUCCAACAAGAAUUCGCGUGGCUGAUUUAAGAGAGUCGACAAAUGACCCAUUAUCUCGAGCUAUGAGGCACCGUUUGCGGAAAGGUUAUGGCAUUGAAGGGGGCAUUCCUGUUGUAUUUUCUUUAGAAAAACCCAAAGCAAAGCUGCUUCCAUUCCAAGGACCAGGUGGAGAAGCUGAAAAUCCUUCAGAUUAUCAGAUAGUUCCAGGGUUCAGAGUUCGUAUCAUACCUGUUCUGGGCACCAUCCCUGCAAUUUUUGGACAGGUAAUGGCCUCGUACGUUGUGACGCAGCUAGCAGGGCUGCAAGUGGAAACAGAGCCUGUUGUUAAUUUGGACACCGAACAUUAUAGGUUGCUUCAUCAGCGACUCAUUGAGCAUGAAGAAUCAUUGUAUGGAACCGCCAUGCAAGUCCAGGUAGAUGUUGAAGAAGUGAUGUUUGUUGCAAAAGAGCUAUGGCAUGGAAGAAGCGCGAGAGAUGAGUGUGCCAAAGAUGUUGGACGGGGAAUGUGGCGAGCUAUUAAUGAGUUAAUGCUUGUGAGGUGGGACCAAGCAAAACCAGCAUCUGUAGCUAACUUAAUUCUUUUGAAAUUUAAAGAGGCUGAUGAACACGAGUCAUCGACGCUAGACGACAUAAAGGAAAAGGAACCUGAAUUCUUCAUGAGAGUAACUGCUAUUUUGAAGCGAGCUGAGAUGGAAUUUGGCUUGUGAAAAGAUAAACACUUCUGUUUUCUUAAUAGAAACGAAUUUGUAGCUUUUGUUUCCCAUAUUAUCACAUAUUUUUAGUUUAACAAAAUAGGAGGGUGGCUUAAUUAUUGAGUCAUGCUUAGGUUGGCCUGAUAUUAUCCACGGUGAACUAAAAUUUUGGUGUAGCUAUCAAUAGUAUAUUUGAGAUUCUGUAAAUCUAUUUUGCUGCCAUUUGUUCAUUUUUGGAGUC